Messenger RNA from Soboliphyme baturini, 398 nucleotides. The record is from the annotation of a GenBank genome assembly. NCBI's taxonomy places the organism in Eukaryota, Metazoa, Nematoda, Enoplea, Dioctophymatida, Soboliphymatidae.
UUGCAGUAUUAUUCUUACGCUCAUUUUAGCUCCCAUACCGGAACCCCGCAACCAUGCAUUCUAUUCUUUGUACCUGAUGGCCACAAGAAGGAACUUCCAACGGCUUUAAAAAGGAAGGAAAUCAAAUCAAAGGCAUCGAUUAGCCCAAGCGUUUCGAGUGCUGCCACCGAAAAGAUUGUGAAUGCAGAGGACUUACUGCAGAAGAUCAAGGAAGUGGGUGAUGAAAUACGUGCGUUGAAAAAUUCUAAAGCGAGCAAGGCGCAUGAAUCGAUGGCAUCGACCGAUAUUGCUGUAAUCUUGACCGAAAUCAAGGCACAAGGCGACAAGGUUCGUGAACUGAAGUCAAAGAACAUUGGAAAGGUAUAUUUACUGUCAUCGGGUUAUUGUAAGUUUUAGCG